Molecule: messenger RNA, 1287 nt
Organism: Lagopus leucura (white-tailed ptarmigan)
Lineage: Eukaryota; Metazoa; Chordata; Aves; Galliformes; Phasianidae
Gene: FOXI3
Product: forkhead box I3
Exons: 2
Coding region: 1-1287 (428 amino acids)
Biological process (GO): anatomical structure morphogenesis; cell differentiation; regulation of transcription by RNA polymerase II
Molecular function (GO): RNA polymerase II cis-regulatory region sequence-specific DNA binding; DNA-binding transcription factor activity, RNA polymerase II-specific
Source: RefSeq, a predicted model, not a curated record
AUGAGCGCCGGUGAGUUGCAGCAGGCUCAGCCCAGACCCUCGGCGCCGGCGGCCGCCCCCGUGCCCCCGCAGCCCCGCAGCGCUCAGGAGGCCCCCGAGAUGGCGGUGUACUGCAGCGAGAACUUCAGCGUUUACCCCCAGCCCAGCCUCCACCCGCCCGGCGCCGCCGCCGCCGCCGCCGCGGCCGCCGCCGCCGCCGCCGCUGCCGCCGCUUCGUCGGGGCAACGGGCGGGAGGCUACGCGCUGGGGGACUACGGGGCUCCCGCUAACGCCGGCUACCUGUGGGGCAUGAACAGCCCCGCGCCGUACCUGCAGGGCCCGCCCGGCUCCGGGGCCGCCGCGUCGCCCUUCCUGCCGCCUGCCUCGUACGGCUGCUCGCGGGGCGGCCAGCUGGUGGGCUCGCCCUCGGGGCCCGGGUCGCCGUCGGCGGGCGGCGCGGAGCUGAGCUGGCUGAGCCUGGCGAGCCAGGAGGAGCUGCUGAAGCUGGUGCGGCCGCCCUACUCCUACUCGGCGCUCAUCGCCAUGGCCAUCCAGAGUGCCCCCGAGAGGAAGCUCACCCUCAGCCACAUCUACCAGUACGUGGCCGAGAACUUCCCCUUCUACAAGCGCAGCAAGGCGGGCUGGCAGAACAGCAUCCGCCACAACCUCAGCCUCAACGACUGCUUCCGCAAGGUGCCCCGUGACGAGGACGACCCCGGAAAAGGAAACUACUGGACCUUAGAUCCCAACUGUGAGAAGAUGUUUGACAACGGGAACUUCCGGCGCAAGCGCAAGCGACGCUCAGAGCCCAACACCCCCGCGACCACGGCUGCGGCCUCCUCGCUCGGGGGCCUGAAGGCCGAAGAAGAGCGACCCAUUCCAGCCGCAGGCAAACCCUGUGGAAACAGCCCACCCCCAGAGCUGGACCCAUCGCCUUCUGCCAGGGACCAUCCCAAAAGCUCCUCUCCCUCCAGUAUCAUUUCAUCCACCCCGAGCUGCCUCAGCACCUUCUUCAGCGGCAUGAGCUCGCUGAGCGGCGGGGGCAGCCGGCUGACGGGGGGGCUCAGCACUGACCUGCAUCACAGGAACUUCUCUGCUGGACAGCUGAGCAGUGGCACUUUCACCCCUUCCAGCAGCUCAUCUCAAGAGGUGCCUUCACCAGAACAGCUGCAGCGAGUGGCGGGACCUUCCCCUGCCUACUACAGCUCCUUCCAUCCCAGCAGCGGCAGCCAGGGCGCCCAGUACAACCACUACUACAACUUCACAGUCAACAGCCUCAUCUACACCCGGGAUGGAACGGAGGUGUAG